This is a messenger RNA of Cooperia oncophora, 615 nucleotides long. The record is from the annotation of a GenBank genome assembly. Lineage: Eukaryota; Metazoa; Nematoda; Chromadorea; Rhabditida; Trichostrongylidae.
AUGCUCCCUAGAAGUACUGCUAAUGGUAUCACAAGUACCUAUGAGACGAGGAGUACGGAGAAGACAGAUGAGGUCAAAACAACCAAGCGUCCGCGUUAUCCGCUUUUCUCCCUAAAAUCCACUCGUCUGCGAAUUUGUAUGAUGCUAGCUUCGGGUCUUUUUGUAACGGCAGCAAUGAGGCUAGACUUGAGUAUGGCUAUCGUCUGUAUGGUUAAUUCUACAGCUUUCGCUACUAAUUCGAGAGACAAAGCCAUUCUGAGCAGCGCCAAAGCAUCUUCAAGAUGUCAACCAUUGAAUCGCGAUUAUGAGAGUGCAAUACAAGCUGGAUAUACGGGUGACUUUAUGUGGAGUCCAGCUAUGCAAUCUGUUCUGUUGUCGGCCACUUUUUAUGGUGGCCUGGCGACGAUUUCAUUUGCUGGUGUGCUGGCAGACAAAUACGGUCCGAAGACCAUAUUUGUAGUUGUUACAUCAGACUACAUUAUUGUCACUCUGCUCAGUCCUCUACUUGGCUCGUUGGUCUUUCUAUGCAUAUUUCGUUUCCAGAAUUAUCAUGGGAAUCGGAGAGGUUGGCACAUCAUACUGAUAUUUUUGAUAAAUCCUGCCGUUACGUUAUGA